AAGUCGUUGAAAUGAGGAAGCAGGAGGACGUCCACGCAGCUCAGACUGAGGGUUAGUCUGCUCCCGUUGGGGCCGCCUGUCUCUGCUCCCAGCUCCUGCCUCCUUUGCUUUCUGAAGCGGCCUGAAGGUUGGAGCAGAUCACCUGUUGGAGGUGUUUCCACUGCAGAAGGCCUGGAACUGGAGCACAGCCGUCCCUGGAACUCGCUCUGCUGUUAACAUCUCAAGAGGAAGCGGCGCCACAGAUUCAACAUGGCCGACAACAUGAAUUCAUUGCCGUUCUUCUACGGCAACAUCACCAGGGAAGAGGCAGAGGACUUCCUGAAGCAGGGCGGGAAGAACAACGGCCUGUACUUAUUACGCCAAAGUCGGAACUACCUGGGAGGCUUUGCUCUGUCUCUGUCCAACUCGGGUCGAUUCUACCACUACACCAUCGAAAGGCAACCCAACGAAACAUACGCUAUAGCUGGGGGCAAGAGCCACCGCAGCCCCAUGGAUGUGAUCGACUAUCACUCCGUGGAGUCGGAUGGUCUGGUGUGUCUGUUAAAGAAGCCGUGCAACAGACCCAAGAACAUGCAGCCAAAGGUGGGGCGGUUUGAUGACUUAAAGGAGAAACUGAUCCGGGAGUACGUGAAGCAGACCUGGAACCUGCAGGGGGCCGCCUUGGAGCAGGCCAUCAUCAGCCAGAGGCCCCAGCUGGAGAAGCUCAUCUCCACCACUGCACAUGAGAAGAUGCCCUGGUUCCACGGAGCAAUAACUCGGGAGGACUCGGAGCCCCGGCUGCAGAACGGGUCGCGCAUGAAUGGGAAGUUCCUGAUCCGGCAGAGAGAUCAAAACGGAUCAUAUGCUUUAUGUUUGCUGCAUGAAGGCCAAGUGAUGCAUUAUCGGAUCGACAGGGACGCCGGCGGGAAGCUCUCCAUCCCUGACGGGAAGAAAUUUGACACCCUGUGGCAGCUGGUGGAGCACUACUCCUACAAACCAGACGGCCUGCUGCGCGUCCUCACAGAGCCGUGUCCCAGACCAGACGGGGAACCUGUGAUGAUCGGGCGGCCGCUACCUGCGCUGCAACAUCCCGGCUUUGGCUCCGCCAUCCAAAAUGCAGCCGAUGGCCUUCGCUCCAUGUUUGGGCAGCUCAACAUCCCAGGAAGGAAGAAUCAGAGUCACAAACGCCGCCAUGACCACACAGACCUCAAUCCCUACGAAACCAGGGUGUCCGGUAACCUGGCAGCGAGCAAAGAGGCCAUGCCGAUGGACACGGAGGUCUAUGAAAGUCCUUAUGCAGACCCUGACGAGCUGAGGAGCUCCACCGUGGCUCGAGACCAGCUCUUCUUAGAGGAUGGAGAACUGGGCUCAGGAAACUUUGGCACCGUGAUGAAAGGGAUCUACAAGAUGAGGAAAACAGAGAAAACGGUUGCUGUUAAAAUCCUGAAGAACGACGACAACAACCCGGCCGUUCGGGAAGAAAUGCUGCGAGAGGCGAACGUCAUGCAGCAGUUGGACAAUCCUUACAUCGUUCGGAUGAUCGGCAUCUGUGAGGCAGAGAACCUCAUGCUGGUCAUGGAACUGGCUGAACUGGGACCACUGAACAAGUUUCUGCAGAAAAACAAAAACACGUCGGGGAAGAACAUCACAGAGCUGGUCCAUCAGGUGUCCAUGGGGAUGAAGUACCUGGAGGAGCAUAACUUUGUUCACAGAGACCUGGCUGCCAGGAACGUCCUGCUGGUCACUCAGCACUAUGCGAAGAUCAGCGACUUCGGCCUCUCCAAGGCCGUGGCAGAAGAACAGAACUACUACAAGGCCAAAGGUCACGGGAAGUGGCCAGUCAAGUGGUACGCUCCAGAAUGCAUAAACUACUUCAAGUUUUCCUCCAAAAGCGACGUGUGGAGCUUCGGGGUGCUGAUGUGGGAGGCCUUCUCCUACGGCCAGAAGCCCUACAAGGGAAUGAAAGGAAACGACGUUAUGCAGAUGAUUGAGAGUGGAAAACGCAUGGAGCCGCCGGCAAACUGUCCCACUGAGAUGUAUGACCUGAUGAGGACCUGCUGGACGUACAAGGUGGAUGAACGUCCCUCCUUCGCUGUCGUUGAGCCAAGACUACGAGAAUAUUACUACGACAUCGCUCAGUGACGGAUCAGAGAGGAAUAUCAGGCUAUGCAACAUUUGAUGGAUCAUUAAUGAGCCAAGCGUCACAGAUGCCUUGAAAUGGAGAUACAGUUUAUGCUUACAGCCACCCAGCAGUUUAUAGGAGCCGUUCUUUACUUCAUGACACCUGAUGCAUCUGAUGAUUAUUAUUAUUACUAUUAUUAAUGAGCUUUUUUUAAGCUAAAGCAGAAAUACGGCAUGCAGACUGGAUAGAGUACUAUGCACACGUCACAUGUAAUUUAUUACCUUCAUGCUGCUUUGUUCUGUUUGAUCUGUGCUUCCUUCUUCUUUAGGUUUUGACAUGUAAAUGCAAAAUAAAAUACUAUUUUAUUUUUA
Molecule: messenger RNA, 2472 nt
Organism: Cyprinodon tularosa
Lineage: Eukaryota; Metazoa; Chordata; Actinopteri; Cyprinodontiformes; Cyprinodontidae
Gene: syk
Product: spleen tyrosine kinase
Exons: 14
Coding region: 250-2121 (623 amino acids)
Biological process (GO): positive regulation of alpha-beta T cell proliferation; positive regulation of B cell differentiation; protein phosphorylation
Cellular component (GO): extrinsic component of cytoplasmic side of plasma membrane; cytoplasm
Molecular function (GO): signaling receptor binding; ATP binding; non-membrane spanning protein tyrosine kinase activity
Source: RefSeq, a predicted model, not a curated record